GACAUUGUAACAAAUGUUUCUCCAAGGAUAAUACGUGGAGCUACCACAGGUCCCAUGUAUGGUCCCGGUCAAGGUUCCUUCUUGAACAUUGAGCUCAUAAGUGAGAAAACAGCAGCUUAUUGGUGCAGGAGUAUUUCUGAAUUGAAGUCAGACUUCCCUGACAAAAUUGUCAUUGCCAGCAUCAUGUGCAGCUAUAAUAAGAAUGAUUGGACUGAGCUUUCAAAAAUGGCUGAGGUUUCUGGAGCUGAUGCCCUGGAGUUGAAUUUAUCAUGCCCGCAUGGCAUGGGAGAAAGAGGCAUGGGACUGGCUUGUGGGCAGGAUCCAGAGCUGGUACGCAACAUCUGUCGUUGGGUGAGGCAAGCUGUUCAGAUUCCUUUCUUUGCCAAGCUGACGCCAAAUGUCACAAACAUUGUGAACAUUGCGAGGGCUGCCCAAGAAGGCAAUGCAGAUGGUGUCACAGCCACCAAUACUGUGUCUGGGUUGAUGGGACUGAAGGCAGGUGGCAUACCUUGGCCUUCUGUAGGGCGCAGCAAAAAGACCACCUACGGCGGAGUAUCAGGAAAUGCCAUCAGACCAAUAGCUCUUCGAGCUGUUUCUGCAAUUGCGAAAGCUCUUCCUGGUUUUCCUAUCUUAGCAACAGGAGGCAUUGACUCAGCUGAAAGCGGUCUGCAAUUUCUUCAUAGCGGUGCUUCUGUUUUACAGGUAUGCAGUGCAAUUCAGAAUCAAGACUAUACCGUAAUUGAUGAUUACUGCACAGGGCUAAAGGCUCUGCUAUAUCUGGAAAGCCUUGAGGAACUUCAAGACUGGGAAGGACAGAGCCCGCCAAGCAUACAGCAUCAAAAAGGAAAACCUGUACCCAAAAUUUCCGAGUUGAUUGGAAAG
Messenger RNA from Thamnophis sirtalis, 882 nucleotides. NCBI's taxonomy places the organism in Eukaryota, Metazoa, Chordata, Lepidosauria, Squamata, Natricidae. The record is from RefSeq and is a predicted model, not a curated record.